CCCCUGUCGAUUUUUUAAAACAGGACUUGCAAGCCCCCAGGUAAGCAUCUAAUAAUGCCUUGUCUCGAUGUUUAUUACUAUGACUCUCGAAAGAUAUCCAAUGGCCGGGUUUGUUCUUACGGUUUGCGGGAUCUACACAAUUUCAUUAGCACCGCAUCCUAAUUUAUUUCCUUCGAUAUCGAAAAUGAAUAAAAUUGGUCUUGAGUGUUCUGAUGCUGCUGGCUCUUCAACAGUCACACACAUGCCCUCUCUCAUACACAGAAAGCGCCCACUUGCAAACAAAACAAAACAAAAAACAAAACAAAACAAACAAGGGAUGAAUGAACGCUGUUUUCACCGUGUUUGUGUUUU
Molecule: messenger RNA, 351 nt
Organism: Kickxella alabastrina
Lineage: Eukaryota; Fungi; Kickxellomycota; Kickxellomycetes; Kickxellales; Kickxellaceae
Exons: 1
Source: RefSeq, a predicted model, not a curated record